GGAAAUUUGAGCGACUUGUCAAGUAGGCAACGCGCCGCCAUUGCGAAAAUUACUGUUCUUUCCUCAAAUGUAGUUCUUUCUGUGGUGAAAAAGUGUGUGAAAAAGUGUGAAAAGUGCAAAAAAGUGAAGGGGAUAUGAGUGGUCAGGAGGGCGAUAAGAUCCCUGUGGGGAAAACCAUCGCUUUCCCCAUUGAUUUGGCACCCAAAGUAGCCCUCGUAAAACCAGCUACUGAUGGAAAGCCACAAACACAGCAAACCUUUCGAACCAUUGGACAACCUCCGAUGAGACUCAUCGCGGGGGCUGUGCAGACUUCCGGAACGGCUCAGAUUAUACAGACUCAUCUUAUGCCCCAAGCAAUGAUAAAACAAGUUGACACGUCCGGAAGGACUCAAAUCACAGCCCUGCCCGCCAGAAGUCUCUCCCAGACUUCAAUAACAGUGACUCGAACACAAACUCCCACGACGUAUGUGCCACGAGGAGUCACCACUGUAACUAACAUGGCUGUAACUCGAGCUGUUGCUCCAAAUCCUCGAACCCCAACACCACCGGCUGCAAAUAUCAGUUCUACUUUUGUUAGGAGUUCUGCUCCACCCAGGACUCCCUCUCCGGCAGCAACUGUCAUCUCUCCAGUUCAAGGGGCCACAACGUGGAUGUCCGGAACGGGAGCUGUGCAAGUGCAGGUGCCGGCUCAACUGAUUCGUGCCAGUAUCAGCCAACCUCCACGUCCACCGCGAAUGUUGACGCCUGGAAGCGUCCCUAGUAGCGUCAGUACAACUGCUACCAAUACCCUCACGGCCAAUGUAGUGGCUGCUUCCCCAAAUGCUUCCGGACAGUCCGUGAGUGCCAGUCAGACAGUUAAUGUCUCUGGUGCCUCGCAACAGCAGAUUUUCGCUACCCUAGCAGCUGUGCAGUGUGCUCCGCGUCAGCAAACUGCCACUCUUGUCUACAGCAAUGUCUCCAAUCCACAGCAGCAGUUUCCUGGUCAGAGGCUGGCUGUGGCCACUUCAUUGGGUGGUCCACGACAAGUGCGUCCCAUACAGCUCAAUACAGCUCGACUGUCAGCUGCUGGAAUUGGUGUUAGGGUGAGUGCUGCCAAUAUCAGCAUCCGUGCACCUAGUGUACCAGUUUUAGCGCCAUCGAGUGUCCUCACCACGAUUCCCACUGCUGUCCAGGCUAGAACAUCUCAGGCAGCCGCUGGAGCUGGAUUGACGGCCACGGGAACACUUCCGGCCACGAGAAUAAUUCAGGUUCAACAGCCACCAACUGGAGGAACGGCCCAGGUCAUCAAUGCCAGUCGUUUGACGGGGAAUCUCAUGACUCUGCAUCCGGUCAUCAUGAAUACACCGACGGGAACUCAACGAGGUACUGCAGCUACGAGUUUGGGUACGGGCAAAGUACAGCCAUCUCUGACAAUUACACAAUUGGGGAAAUUGCCACCUCAGUCCGGGACUCAGGGUACCCAAGCACCGGCUCUGGCACAAGUUAGUGGUACACAAAGUGGCCAUCAUACAGUGUCCGGGGGAAUGGCAUUGACCAGUCAGACUAAUCAGGGAAACCAGUCAAUAGCCCAGAUUGUUAGUGUAAAUCAACAGGGGGCUAUUACGGGACAGGCUCAUCAGUUGGUUGCGGUGAGUGGAGAUACCAAGAGAAUAUCCGAGGCUUUCUUCUCUGAGCUCGAAGGAUUUAAACCUAAUUUCCAGGUUAAUCAACAGCAAAUUCUCACUGCAACGCAGAAUCCCAAUUCGGGAGGACCAACAGUCGUUCCACUGGCCAUUGCUACGCGUCCGGGAUCCAAUGUUCUGGCAGCUGGCGGGCAACAGGGUCAGGGACCAACGGUGCAGCAGGUGGUAUCGAGUCAGGCUGGUGGAUUGGUACGAACAAGUGUACCAGGAAUUGGGGUUUCUAGUGCAGCAUCAGUCAGUGGAACUCCUGUGAAUCAAUUGGUGACCGUACCACCGAUUGCAAAGGUUCUGCCGCAGCAACAGCAGCAACAGCAGCAGGUGUCUUCGGCUGAGGUACCGAGUGUUUUCAUCCAACGUCCAGCAUCAUCAGCCGGAGUUACUCCGUCUGCUACUGUUCCCGGUACAGUGACUGGAGUACAGUUAGCACUGACAUCUUCCAGCAGCGGCACUGUAACGAGUCUCAGCUAUUCGGCAGCAGGGGGCUCCUUUGCUGUCGUCGGUGGCAAUCGACAGAUUCACGGACUAGUGCCAUCGACUUCUGGAGCUGGUGGUCAAGUGACAAGUGUUCAGACGGUGCCAGUGAGAUUCCAGCCACAGCUAAUAGUAGACAGUUCAACUCCAGGACAGCCACAGCAUCAAAUUAUAACAAUGACACAACCGCCAUCUAGUAUGCAGCAGCAACAUAUGAUAAUUCCCGUGCCGGCUAAACUAGCGCCAUCUACCAGCCCAAGGCCAAGCAUUUUGCGCAAAAGGGACAACGAAGGAGUCUGUUUGCAGCCUAAGGGCGUAAAGAAUCUUGUGCCCAUUCUGCAGUCAAUGGGAGGCAACAAAUCAGUGACAGCAGCAGUUGCUGGAGAGCCAGAAAAGGAAAAAGAGGUGAAGAUGCUAGAACAACCAGCAUCACCAAGACCACCGUCAACGGAUGGUUCGACAACUGUUAGUGCAACAUCGAGUCCAGGACUCGAACAGCAGCAACAGCAACAGAUGCCAGAUCCCGAGGAGAUUUCCAUGGCCCUGAGAGUUCAGAGUGAGCUGGCCUAUACGACAAUGAGUGCAGCAUUUGCAAGUGUAGACAGUAGAUCGGUAAAUCAGCAAAACAAUACAAAUGAAGCAGCUGCAGAGGCAUCACCGAGGAAAAAACCAAGAAAGCAGCAACUAGAAGCCACCACGAGUCAGCCGGCGGAACAGACAAAACCGCCGCAGGCACCACCACAAACUCAGGUUAACAACAAGGAGAACAACAAUCAGGCUGAAGUGACCAUUAAGAAGCCACGAACGUGCUCACUGCUCGAAACAUACAAGCAGAACUGGAAAGCAGCCAACAAUCAUUUCCAGCGGUAUUCGGAUGUGAAGCCAAGGGAGGAGAGGAGACCAUCGGUGAUGGACUUGGCGAAUCAAGCUCAUGUGCUGCAGAAAGUCAAUGGAUGGAAAAUUUAUCAUUUGAGCGCCCAAAUGGAGGAUCUGUGUGAGUUGGAGUCUCAAGUGUACGACAAAUUGUCGUCGAUGCUGCAAGUGAUGGAGGCUCAUGAGCAGAGUCCGGACGUUGAUCGUGUUAAUGAUCUCCUAAAAGGAAACAUGCAAAGGAGUAAAGUGAUCAUAGAUGGCGUCAAUGAGGCUCGAGGGCAGAUAAUGAAGAUAUUUGAUCACAAAUCCCAUGUCUCAGACAUCAUCCAUCGCUGUGCAUCCAAGAGGAACUUCAAGAAAAGGGAGAAAACUUAAAUGAAAACUCUUAAAUGUGUGAAAUAAAAUUGUACACAUUUUACUUAUAAAUUUAAAGAAAAAAAAGAGGAUUUUAUCAUCUAAAUAAAAUGAUUGAAUCUUU
Molecule: messenger RNA, 3504 nt
Organism: Phlebotomus papatasi
Lineage: Eukaryota; Metazoa; Arthropoda; Insecta; Diptera; Psychodidae
Gene: Sap130
Product: histone deacetylase complex subunit SAP130
Exons: 6
Coding region: 135-3401 (1088 amino acids)
Biological process (GO): negative regulation of transcription by RNA polymerase II
Cellular component (GO): Sin3-type complex
Source: RefSeq, a predicted model, not a curated record